CUUCUCUGCGUUCAUAUAAGAGAGUAAAAAAAACACUCCUUGGAAGGGAACAAACAUGGCGAUUCAGCUCUUGAAGCUUCCCAUAGCACGGUGUUGUUCUACUGGUCCAGCUAUUUUUUGCAUUAGAUCGAGCAGAAGCUUGUUUUCGUUCUCCAAUUCAGCCCCCGGCCAUCCGAUUUCUGCGAGAUGGGGAAAGACCAACAUGAAUUGUGCUCUUAGAAGCUUCGCUGCAUCUACUAAAUCAGGAAAGGUUCAAUUGAAGAAGAAAAAAAAGAGACUGGAUGAGAUAUGUCUUGAAAGGUUUCAGCAGUACAGCCGAACGCUCAUACAGUCAUGGAUCCUGCAAGGCAAAGUGUUUGUUGAUGGAAAGCUGGUAAAUAAAGCUGGAACCCCUGUCCCUGAUGAAGCUGUUGUUGAGAUCAUGGCUGAAGUCCCAAAAUAUGUAUGUAGAGCAGGAUAUAAGUUAGAAGCUGCAAUCGAACAACUAAGUGUGGAUGUCACUGGAAAAGUAGCUCUUGAUUCGGGGUUGUCCACUGGAGGUUUUACUGACUGCUUGCUUCAACAUGGUGCUGCAUUUGUUUAUGGAGUUGAUGUUGGCUACGGACAGGUGGCAUACAAAAUUCGUUGUGAUGAACGUGUCUCUGUUGUUGAAAGGACAAAUUUGAGAUAUCUUUCUGGACUUCCACAAAAAGUUGACUUGGUGACAUUGGACCUUUCAUUCAUCUCUAUACUUUUGGUCAUGCCUGCUGUGGUCAAUGUAAUGAAGGAAGAAGCUACAUUAGUUACUCUUGUCAAACCCCAAUUUGAGGCUCGCAGGUCUCAAGUGGGAAAAGGUGGAAUCGUGAGAGACCCCUUGGUCCAUCAAGAGGUUCGGGAGAAGAUCAUCCAAGGAGUUGAAAACUAUGGGUUCUACAGUCAAGGAUGGAUCGAGUCCCCCCUAAAAGGUGCCGAGGGCAACACUGAGUUUCUGGUUUGCUUCACCCGUCGCAAAUCAACAGUUCACCCACCACAAACAGAUUAA
This is a messenger RNA of Diospyros lotus (date-plum), 1021 nucleotides long. RefSeq lists its product as uncharacterized. Gene Ontology annotation, biological process: methylation. The record is from RefSeq and is a predicted model, not a curated record. Lineage: Eukaryota; Viridiplantae; Streptophyta; Magnoliopsida; Ericales; Ebenaceae. Gene Ontology annotation, molecular function: methyltransferase activity; RNA binding. The transcript is spliced from 9 exons. Bases 56 to 1021 code for a protein of 321 amino acids.